This is a messenger RNA of Physella acuta, 3264 nucleotides long. Its product is annotated as presequence protease, mitochondrial. Gene Ontology annotation, biological process: protein processing. The record is from RefSeq and is a predicted model, not a curated record. Gene Ontology annotation, cellular component: mitochondrial matrix. Gene Ontology annotation, molecular function: metal ion binding; metalloendopeptidase activity. Lineage: Eukaryota; Metazoa; Mollusca; Gastropoda; Physidae.
CCAUUAGUAAGAUGGCGACCUCCAUGGCUUAUUUCGUCAGGAAAUGACUUUGCCAAAGAGCGCAGGCUAAGAUUAAUUAUUUCUUUAAAGUAUAUUACUAAAAUCGAGUGUAUUAUCGUUUAUAAUAAGUAUUGCAAAUAUGCAACUAAUUAAAAGGGCAGGGUUUGCUGUGGCAAAUCUUGUAAAAGUCAAUGCAUCAACAAAAUUCUCCAGAACAAGAAAUGUCCGCUGGCUUAGUGACGAGGUAAACAAACGUGUCAGAGCAUUGAAACCUGGUGACAAGCUUCAUGGCUACACAGUCGAAAAGGUUGAAGAAGUCCCUGACUUUUUCAUCACUGCUGUUAUGCUCACCCAUGAUAAGACUGGUGCUCAACAUUUACAUGCUGCUAGGGAUGAUGACAAUAAUGCAUUUAGUGUAACUUUUAGGACAACCCCCCUGGAUAGUACAGGUGUCCCGCACAUUUUAGAGCACACUGUCCUCUGUGGGUCUGAACGUUUUCCAGUCAGAGAUCCAUUUUUCAAAAUGUUAAGCAGGUCUUUGGCCACAUUUAUGAAUGCCUUAACAGCAUACGACUGGACCAUGUAUCCCUUUUCUAGCCAGAAUGAGAAAGACUUCAAAAAUUUGUUGUCUGUGUAUAUGGAUGCAGCAUUUUUCCCAUUAGUCAGAGAGCUAGAUUUUUGCCAGGAAGGUUGGAGAAUUGAACAUACAGAACCAGGAAAUGCAUCUUCACCUAUUAUAUUUAAAGGAGUAGUUUACAAUGAAAUGAAAGGUGUUUUUUCCAAUUCUCAAAAUGUUUAUUGCCAAGAGGCUUUGAGCUCUCUGUUACCCAGUCAUACCUAUGGUGUGGUAUCUGGGGGAGACCCUGCUCAUAUACCAGAACUAACAUAUCAACAACUUAAAGAAUUCCAUUCUACCCAUUACCACCCUAGUAAUGCCAGAUUUUUCACUUAUGGAAAUUUUCCACUAGAGAACCACCUGGAGUUCAUCAAUGGAUACAUCGGUAGAUUUGACAAGAUCGCGCCCAGUGCAGAAGUUCCUAAAGAACCCAGAUGGGACCAGCCCAAAUCCAAAACCAUAUACUGCCCUCCUGACCCAAUGGCAGCAGAUCCAGAAAAACAAAGUACAGUAUCUGUGAGCUAUUUGUUAGCAGAUAUAAAAGACCCCUAUGAAAACUUUGUGGGCAGUUUCUUGGGCCACCUAUUGACAGAGGGGGAGACCUCACCAUUUUACAGAGCUCUACUGGAGCCCAACAUUGGCAGUGACUAUGCUCCAACCACAGGCUAUCAGUCAGAUACCAGGGAGGCUGUGUUUUCUGUUGGGCUUUCAAACAUCAAACCAGAUGAUGUUGAGGAGGUGCUUAAAAUAAUUGAUGAAACUAUUGGCAAAGUUAUCAGUGAAGGGUUUGACAAGAAAAGGAUUGAAGCUUUCUUACACCAGAUUGAACUGGGUAGAAAACAUGAAACUAGCAACUUCGGUUUCAAGUUAACACAGGCUCUGGCCAGUGUUUGGAACCAUAAUGGUGACCCAGUUGAAAGCAUGAAAAUAGAAAGUAUUCUGAAGAGGUUCAAAGAUGAUUUGAGAAAGAACCCCAAGUUUUUACAGGAGCAGGUCAAGCUGUUACUCAAGGACAACCCCCACAAGCUGACCCUAACAAUGCACCCAGAAGACACCUACGCCAGCAAAAGAGACCAGAGUGAGAAAGACAGGCUAGAUCAAAUUGUUACCAAACUCAAUGAUGCUGAGAAGGAAUCUCUGCUUCAGAGAGGUCUAGAGCUCCAAGGAUUACAAAACCUUAAAGAGGAUAUUUCAUGUUUACCAUCCUUGAAAGUCAGUGAGAUCAGUAAGACAAUCAAGCCAGAGGUGAUAGAGAUAAGAGAAGCAGGAGGGUCAUUCAUUCAAGCUUGCAUCCAGCCCACCAAUGGCGUCUCUUACAUUAGCAUGGCAUCAAAUCUAGAGACAGUCCCAGAGGAUUUAAUGCCCUAUGUUCCACUGUUUUGUGACGUCAUUACAAGUAUUGGAGCAGGGGGACAUGAUUACUUAUGGGUCUCUCAACAACAAGAGUUAUACACAGGAGGCUUGAAUGCUUCCCCUUUGAUCGUACCCCACCACACUGAUGAUGGCCGUGUCCAAAGAGCUGUCCUAUUUUCAUCUUUUUGUUUGGAGAAAAACUUUCACAAAAUGAUGGAAUUAUGGACAUUUAUUAUCAACAGCCCUGAUUUCACAGACAGCAAUCGCCUGUCAACACUAAUCAGAAUGGCUGCUAGUAACUUGGCCUCUAGCCUUUCAAACAAUGGACACAGCUAUGCUCUCUCCAGCGCUGCCUCAACUUUAAACAUCACAUCUUCUUUACAUGAAACCAUGUAUGGGUUUUCACAGGUACAAACAAUGAAAAAUAUAGCUGAAAAGGCAGAUCUCAGCGACGUAACAUCUAAGCUGCAAUCAAUCGGUGACGUGGUGUUAGACCAAUCCUCCCUGAGGAUUUCUAUAAAUGCCACACCUACAGCCAUGGAUAGGUCUGUUCAAGCCAUCAAAACAUUCUUGGGGAAUUUGAAAGGAGAAGCUGAGAUGACAAACAUAUUUCCAGAGAUUGACACAAUCAAAGGAACUUCCCAUAAAACACAACUAGAAUUCCCAUUUACAGUGAAUUAUGUUGCCAAGAGUUUUCCUGGGGUUCAGUACACACAUAAAGACUACACACCAUUAACAGUGCUUUCCAACCUCAUGACUAGGAAGUUUUUACAUAGAGAGAUAAGAGAGAAGGGUGGAGCAUAUGGCAGUGGUGCACAGCUUGGUUCGGGUGUCUUCAGCUUUUUUUCAUACAGAGACCCCAACAGCCUGAAAACUCUGGAUGUCUUCAAACGUUGUGUGGAGUGGGCCAGCAAAGGAGAUUUUACAGCUGAAGAUGUAGACGAGGCCAAGCUUGGAGUUUUUCAAAAGAUUGACAAGCCUGUGCCUCCAGGCAGCAGAGGACAGACAAGGUUCAUCUAUGACAUCUCUGAUGAUAUGAGACAGAAAAACAGAGACAGACUUUUUAGAGUAACACCAGAGGACCUGAAACGUGUAACAAAUUUGUAUCUGAAGUCUGAAGGUAUCCCUAAUGGUUGUGCAUUCCUGGGUCCCGCCAAUGAGGCCGUGAGGGCAGACAAGGCAUGGAAAGUUGUCAAAGAAGAAACUGCGAAACCUGCAUCAGCGUAGCUAACAGAAUCAAAGGCUAGUUUGACAGUUUUCAGGCACUCUUGUUGCUGAUGGUGGUAAUAUAGAAA